AUGAAGUCGAAUAUCCCGCACUGGCUGUCUCUUUGUGUCGCCGCACUAGCUGUUCUUUGCAUCGCCAAACCCGUACAGCAAAAGCCUCUUGUCAGCGUGGACGUUAUAGUCAAAAAAGACAAGGUCCCCGGCCACAACAAUGCUAUAUAUGAUACUGUGCCAAAAGAAGACCAGCUAUUAGAUAUCGAAUUCCUUGAGAUUGCCCCGACGCCUAUUGUCGCCGACCGCGUUUUUUUUGUCUAUCUGCGCGGCGAUUUAUCUGAAUCCAAAAAGAAGAAACUAGGACUCUUUGAUAUAGUUCUUAUCGAUGCAACUCUCUCUGUGAGCGCCUCUGUUAUUUACCCGGAUGGUAGCUACAUGGAACCAAGGUCCCUUACAAUACCGUUAAAAACCAUUUCUAUCAACGAUGCAGCCCAUCUUAUCAUUCGCGAUUCCAAUGGUAUCCAGGUUGACUACCUAUCUAGUAGUGGGCGCAACGAUAUAUUGCUAGAUUUCCAAAUUCCUGCAAUGUUUUUGAAGAGCGGUAUGUGGACUUUUAAAGUCGAUGGCAGACUUGGAGAUAAAGACAAUUUAUGUCUAUUUGCUAUGUCGUUGACACAAUGGUUAGACGGGGGGCUUUGA
This is a messenger RNA of Aspergillus pseudotamarii, 621 nucleotides long. RefSeq lists its product as uncharacterized. The record is from RefSeq and is a predicted model, not a curated record. The transcript has 2 exons. NCBI's taxonomy places the organism in Eukaryota, Fungi, Ascomycota, Eurotiomycetes, Eurotiales, Aspergillaceae. Bases 1 to 621 code for a protein of 206 amino acids.